Nicotiana tabacum (common tobacco) is the source of this 439-nucleotide messenger RNA. Lineage: Eukaryota; Viridiplantae; Streptophyta; Magnoliopsida; Solanales; Solanaceae. The record is from RefSeq and is a predicted model, not a curated record.
CCUCACUUUCACAAUGGGAUGGACAAAAUCUGCUCGAGGAAAUUUAUCUUUGCCAAUAAUCACAAUCAUUAUAUGUACAAUAGGUUUCAUUUCUCUCUUCUACAUUGACAAAAUCAGUACUUAUCACUCUGUUCUCAGGUUCAAACCUUGUUCAAAAUGCACCUUUACAAAGUCUAACAAAUCUCAUACAGAUGUAAAAAGAUUGGAAAACAAUACUCUAAACGAGUAUGAUCGCUAUGAAUGCAAUCAUACUGAUGGAAAUUGGGUGUUCAAUACUUCAAUUAAGCCAUUGUAUACGGACAGGACUUGUUCAUAUAUUGACAGGGAAUAUGCUUGUGUUAAGAAUGGCCGAAACGAUUCAGAUUAUCUAUACUGGGAAUGGCAGCCUGAUGACUGUGUCUUGCCAAGAUCGAACAUAGGAGUUCAAUUCAAAGACUAG